AUGAGUAAAGUCCCUGUUCGAGUUGAUGGAAGAUUUAGACUGGGAGAUGUUCUGGGAUCUGGUUCAUACAGUGUUGUGUACCGCACACAAAACAUCAUAAAUAAUGAUGUAGUUGCUAUCAAACUGGAACCCAUUGUCAAUAAUUUGUCUUCUAUGCAGCAUGAAUACCACAUUUUGAAACAACUCGAAGGUGGGGUUGGCAUACCCCAUGUACUUUGGUUCGGUAGAGAGUCGAUGUACCAUGCUCUGGCUCUCAACCUCCUUGGUUCAUCACUGCAUGAUAUAUUCCUCAUACACGGUCAGAAAUUCAGCCUUCAUACUGUCGUUAAUCUUGGUGACCAACUGCUCUCACGUCUCAAAUACAUUCACUCACACAAUUACGUCCAUGGUGAUAUCAAACCACAGAACGUCAUGGUGGGUCUCAAUGAUUUGAGGCACACUGUCUUUAUUAUCGACUUCGGUAUUGUGAAGGAGUACUGCAACACUUCAACUAGAAUGCACAUACCAUUUCGCCAUGAUCGACGUCUUACCAGCACCCCUGCAUUUGCCUCAAUCAACAACCACUUAGGAGUCGAGCCAGGUCGCCGCAAUGACCUCGAAUCACUGACAUAUAUGUUGAUAUAUUUCUUAUGUGGCUCCCUCCCAUGGUUAUCUGAUGGCCACGAGAAGCUUUCUAGCGCUGCCAUACUCGAGUGUAAAGUAAACACUACUGUUGAAGUCUUGUGUCAUGGAAUUCCUGUCAAGUUUGCGAGUAUUCUCAUUUACUCGCGCUCUCUUGCAUUCUCAGAGGAUCCUGACUAUGACUAUCUUUGUUCAUUACUGCAUGGUCUCCGUGUCACAUUGCCCACAUCAGCCACGUGCUUGCUCGAUUUCGGCAAGCCCGAUGAUCUUUCCACACAUACUCCUGCAAUCCCUGAUGAAUAUUGGGUGACUGAGGUGACACCCCCAUAUCCACUGAAGGCAACGCCUCUUCGCCGAUCAACUUCUCCCAACCACAUGCCCCAACUUCAACUCCAUGCAGCAAAAGUAGCCGACGCUGUUGAUGGAACACAUGUAGCUACUACCCCAGUGAAUCUUGUCUAG
Molecule: messenger RNA, 1083 nt
Organism: Suillus paluster
Lineage: Eukaryota; Fungi; Basidiomycota; Agaricomycetes; Boletales; Suillaceae
Product: casein kinase
Exons: 5
Coding region: 1-1083 (360 amino acids)
Biological process (GO): endocytosis; peptidyl-serine phosphorylation; signal transduction
Cellular component (GO): nucleus; cytoplasm
Molecular function (GO): protein serine/threonine kinase activity; ATP binding
Source: RefSeq, a predicted model, not a curated record